AUGGGUAGACGUCGUCAUCAUUCUAAAGGUGGCAACAAACAGCAAGGUGUGCAAGACACUUCAACGGAUCAGAACCAGUCGUUGAACAAGUCAUCUACACUAGAAUCGAACAAUGUGUCUAAUGGCAAUGAAAAAUCAGCAUUCGAAGUGCUGAAAGCGGCAAAAUUGCAACAGAAUGAAUCAAUCAUGAAUGGUAAAGGUCCAAUAUCAACGAGUACGCCGUUGGCUUCCGAUGUGUGUUUUAUUUUAUUGCCUACGUUCCAGUUCCGUAGGAAACAACGUGCUAAUGAUGGCAGUGGUGCCGCUCGUGUUCCGAUUGGUACUAAACCACAGCCCCAAAAAUCAGUCACUGAAAAGAAGGAGAAAUCGGAUGUGAGUAGUCGUAAUCUCUCGGAAUUUUAA
This is a messenger RNA of Anisakis simplex (herring worm), 402 nucleotides long. The record is from the annotation of a GenBank genome assembly. NCBI's taxonomy places the organism in Eukaryota, Metazoa, Nematoda, Chromadorea, Rhabditida, Anisakidae.